AUGCUGAAGCGUUACAAGAGCUCGUCACAGCAGCGAGAGCGGGAGGUGUUUGCAUGCAUGGUGCACAACCUUUUUGACGAGUACCGCUUCUUCCCCAAGUACCCUCCCAAGGAGCUGAACAUCACAGCCGUGCUGUUUGGCCAGCUCAUACACCAUCAGCUGGUGUCGUCCAUCACACUGGGCAUCGCCCUAAGGUAUGUGCUGGAUGCCCUCAAGAAGCCUCUCGACUCUGUGAUGUUCAAAUUUGGGCUGAGCGCUAUCCACCAGUUCAAGAACGAGCUGGCGGCUUGGCCUGCGUACUGUGGCAAUGUGCUGGCUGAACCCCAUGUAAGGGAGGCUGACCCGGAGUUGGUGGCAUUCAUAGAGCGCUGCAUGGAAAGCAGGGAGAGGGAUACUGAUGCAGGUGGGUCAGUGGGGCCAUCAGCUGCAACUCCAGGCUCUGGCUCGGCCGCAUCCGGGCUGAAUACAGCAGCAUCGGGUCCAAGUGGCGCAACGUUUCCAAACUCUGGGAGGGCUGCUUUGGACCAGCCAAAUGGGGUGCAGACGCCUGAAGUUGCUCAUGACAGUGUCGGGCCCUCCCCCCAAGCUGGGGUCCUAGGCUUGCCGAACCAGGCAGACGCCGGCCGUGGCAGUGGUCCUACAGGAGGAUCGAGAGGCGCUGAGCCCGUGCAGAUGAAUGGGAUGCAGCAGCCCCAGGCGCCUCCCGCCGCUCAGCCCCUGCCCGAGCCACCAGCAGAGGCAGCCAGAGCCCAGCCGUCAGCCCAGAGUUACGAGAAUGGGACGAAGCCGCAGACCACUUCCACUCCCCAGCAUUCUGCUCCAAACACCGGCUCGAGCACCCCCUCACUUGCCACGAUCAAUGCCGAGACCCUAGAGUCCGCCGCGGCACAGUAUUGCGAUUUUCCAGUUCCACCUGAGAAGAAUAGGGACAGGUUCAUCUUCCUGCUGAACAACUUGUCUGCUCAGAACAUCGCAGAGAAGGUGGCACAGGUGGAGGAGUUCCUUGAGGACGACUACCUGCAGUGGUCGGCCAACUACCUAGUGGUGAAACGGGCUGCCCAAGAGCCCAAUUUUCACGUACUGUAUGUGAAACUCCUGGACCAGCUUGACAACAAGAAACUGCUUGAGUUCAUCGUGCGCACGACCCACCACUACGUCAAGGUGCUGCUGGAUUCAGAGAGGAUAAAGACGGAGAUGAGUGACCGGUCGCUGUUGAAGAACCUUGGCAGCUGGUUGGGGCAGCUCACGCUGGGGAAGAAUAGGCCGCUCAGACAGAAGGACCUGGACCUUAAGGCCAUCAUAUAUGAAGCAUAUGAGAGGGGGAAGAUGGUGGCAGUGAUACCCUUUGUGCACAAGGUAUUGGAGCCCGGCAAGGAGUCCAAGGUGUAUGGGCCCAACAACCCAUGGAUAAAGAGCAUAUUGGCGCUGCUGGCUGAGAUAUACACGUUAGAGGGGCUGAAGAUGAAUCUGACCUUUGAGAUCGAGAUGAUCUUCAAGGAUUACAACCUUAGCCUUGGGGACAUUGCUGCAUCCAAGGGCCUGGAGGAGUACCAACGGGAGACGAUCAACAAUGGAGACUUUUAUGAAAAAAAGGCACCCCAGCCACCACAGCCUGCAGUUGAACAGAAACCCAUGCAGCCUGUUGGGCCCCCAGACGUCUCCUCAUUGAACCCGUUGAUGGACCCAGUCUACACGGGGGGCCAGACUUCCUCGCAGCAGCAGAUCAUGUCAAUGCAGAACUUGAGGCAGGGGCCCGUGGAGGCUUCAGACAUGGCGCCAUUAAUGGCUGCAUCAGUUCCGCGGCCUGUGGUGAGCCCCUUCGGACCAAUGCCGCCUGCGCCGUCACCUGUGACUGGAGCCGGAGGGCAGAUCGCUGGCACUGAUGCUGCGAGCCUGCUGGGCCAGCUUGCAGGCACCCUGCACCAGCUGGUGACCAUCAACCCAAGCCUGAGUGCGAUCGCUGACAGGGUGCCAUUGAAGAGGCUGAUAUCCGUGGGCAUAGACAGGGCAAUCUAUGAGAUCAUAACCCCGGUGGUGGAGCGGAGUGUGAUGAUCGCCUGCACAACCACGAAGGAGUUGGUGACCAAGGACUUCGCCAUGGAACCUGACGAGAGCAAGCUGCGGAGGUCGGCGCACUUGAUGGUCAGCAGCCUGGCGGGUAGCCUGGCCUUGGUGACCUGUAAGGAGCCACUCAAGGUCAGCCUGCAGUCCCAGUUAAAAUCUGUGCUGCAGAGCGUGCUGGACCCUUCAAUCCUGGAACAGACCAUCAACAUUGUCAUCAAUGACAAUUUAGACCUCGGGUGCACCAUCAUCGAGCGGGCGUCAACUGACAAGGCGAUCAAGGAGGUGGAUGAGCGGCUGCUGCCAUUCUACCAAUCUCGGCAGAAGGCCAGGGCUGCAGGGACACCCUUUUACGACAUGUCCAUUUUUACAAAAGGCGGCGGUCGUUUUCCAGCGUCCCUUCCAGACAGCCUGAGGCCACGGCCAGGCCACCUGAACCCACAGCAGACCAGGGUGUACGACGAUUUUGCCAGAAUUCCAAGGGCGGGGAACAGCAACGUCUUGAGGAUGUCUGGGAUGGAGUCAUCAGGACAGCUGCAGAUGAGCUCCACAGCCGACCAAUAUGCCAUGAUGCAGCCCGACAAGCCCGCAUCGCUGGCCGAGAGCUAUGCACUCUGGCAGCAGCGCAUCGAUGCGGUGAUUUCCAAGGAAGCAGCCCAGAACCAGAGUGACUUCUCCCAGCUGCCUGAGACGUCCGAGGUGCACCACCUGCUGGCAGAACUGGUUGAGCUCGUCGCCCAGUGCCCCAACCGCGACGAGGUGGUGUCAGGCAUCGCUGAGAAGAUCUUCCUUCACAUGUAUGACCGCCAGCACCGGCUCCACACCAGCGUGCUGGCGGCUGCCCUUGCCCUCCUGCGCACCUCCGGCUUCAACCGCCUGCCCAGCAGCGUGACCUCCUGGUUCUGCCAAGUAUCGCAGGACGAGGCCCGGAGGUUCAACCAGCCUGUGGCCGGCGGCCUGAUUCGCGCUAACCUCAUGGUGUUCCCUGAGUUGGACCUCCACCUUGCUCGCUGCUUGGGCUCGGGUCUCAGUGCUCCAAUGACCGGCUGCGUGGAGUUCGUGCUCUACCUGGUGAAACAGUUUGUGAUGGGUGAGGGCAUCGUGAGGGCCUCUGAGCUUGCCAGCACACUGGACCUGUUGAGGAAGCUGGCGCUGAGGUCACCUGAUGGUGACCAGAUCCUGCACCUCAUCGACCAGGUUCGGGUCUUUCCGAAGGACUCCGACCCCGACGGCCUAAGGGACCAGGUGGCGGGCAUGUUUGACAGCUGGGCGACAGUUGUGCACUCGGACCCCACCGACGCAAAGAUCAAGGCGUGCGUGGAAGCCUUCAUGAAGGCCGGCCUUCUCAAAGGGGAUGACGUCACUGGGCGGUUCUUCAGGAUAUGUGCGGAGCUGUCUGUGCUGCACUGCGUCAACACAGAGGUGGCCAACGCCCAGGGCCAGAAGCCCGGAGACGGCCGCAUGUCCUUUGUUAUGAUCGACGCCUUCGUCAAGCUGGUGGUGACCCUCUUGGAGGUGAUCCGCGGCGGGGUGCCUGGCCUGCGCAAGGUCCUCGAGAUCAUCGUGCAGGUGCUGUACAGCGACCAUGACGAGCGGGGCACCCUGUACAACUCCCGCCCCUACUUCCGCAUAUUCUAUGGCCUCUUUCAGGAGUUGCUGCCCCAGGACAUCAGCGAGCUCCCAAGCGUGGACACCAUCGCUGCACUUGCCUGCGCGCUGGUCAGCUGCCGCCCGCAGCGCAUGCCUGGCUUCACCUUCUCUUGGCUCGAACUCGUCUCGCACAGGACGUUUAUGGCACGGUUGCUGAAGCUGCCAGACCGCCAGGGGUGGCCCUAUUUCAGGUCUCUCUUUAUGGGCCUCCUGCUCUUCAUGCAGCCCUACCUCCGCCAUGCUGAGCUGGGCGACACCCUGAGGCUGCUGUAUCGAGGGGUGAUGCGUGUGAUGCUGGUCCUGUUGCAUGACUUCCCUGAGUUCCUGUGCGACUACCACGUGGAGCUAUGCAACGUCAUCCCCCCGAGCUGCGUGCAGAUGAGGAACCUCAUCCUGAGUGCCUUCCCCAGCCACAUGCGCCUGCCUGACCCCUUCACACCCAACCUGAAGGUGGACCUCCUGGCCGACAUCAACAAGGAGCCGAACGUCUUCCCUGAGGUGUCCAGCCUGCUGCCAGCAGAGCUGAAGCUGGGAGUGGAUCAGUACAUCAAGACACGCAGCCCCACGGGCUUCCUGGACGAGCUGCCUCAGAGACUGAUGCUGUCGCAGGACGUGGCCAAGCUGGAGGGCACCUCCUACAACGUCACCCUGAUGAACAGCGUCGUGCUGUACACGGGCAUCCUGGCCAUCCGCUACGUCCAGAACAAGCCCGGGGCCUCCUUAGUCCAGUACGGCCCUGCGAUGGACAUCUUCCACAAGCUGGCCAACGACUUGGACACCGAGGGCCGCUACCUUUUCCUCAACGCCAUAGCCAACCAGCUGCGCUUCCCCAACAGCCACACCCAUUACUUCAGCUGUGUCCUUCUGGUGCUGUUCCUUGAGGCCCAGCAGCGCGUGCUGCAGGAGCAGAUCACCCGUGUGCUGCUGGAGAGGCUGAUCGUCCACCGGCCCCACCCCUGGGGUCUAUUGAUCACCUUCAUCGAGCUGAUCAAAAACAAGCGGUACAGGUUCUGGGAGCUGGGCAUCACGAGGUGUGCGCCCGAGAUCGAGCACCUGUUUGAGUCGGUCGCCCGGUCGUGUCUGCCACAAGCCCCCGACGACAUGCUGCACCAGGACAUCGCGGUGGCCUCUGCUGUGCGUGCCCUGGAGUGA
Molecule: messenger RNA, 4863 nt
Organism: Ostreobium quekettii
Lineage: Eukaryota; Viridiplantae; Chlorophyta; Ulvophyceae; Bryopsidales; Ostreobiaceae
Source: the annotation of a GenBank genome assembly